Messenger RNA from Diaporthe amygdali, 216 nucleotides. RefSeq lists its product as uncharacterized. The coding region runs from base 1 to 216 and encodes 71 amino acids. The record is from RefSeq and is a predicted model, not a curated record. The transcript has a single exon. Lineage: Eukaryota; Fungi; Ascomycota; Sordariomycetes; Diaporthales; Diaporthaceae.
AUGCCAACCUCAAGAUCAACACCGGCUUUGGUGAGAACAGCAUCACAAACGCUAAUAGUAGACUCUUCGGGACACGACACGCAUCAACACCUCGAUUACUACGGUCUUUUCGGAAACAACAACCAACAGCAAUGCCAGUAUACCGGCACUGAGGCCGGGGCAUUCGAGCAGAGUACCGACGGCAGGGAGGAGCUCUUAGUCCAAAUUCCAAAUUAG